Messenger RNA from Cuscuta epithymum, 552 nucleotides. The record is from the annotation of a GenBank genome assembly. Lineage: Eukaryota; Viridiplantae; Streptophyta; Magnoliopsida; Solanales; Convolvulaceae.
UACCAUAAAGAGGAUGAUUCUCGUUAUAUUAUCAAAUGAGAAGACCUCAUAUAUAUACAAUUACAGUGGAGGUAAUUCAUCUAUCUACGUAACAAUAUGAUAAGAUCAGAAAGGAUAGCAACUAACUAAGAGAUAAAUACAACAAUAAUAAGUGCCGAUAAUACAUAAAUGAAUUAUAUUAAUUAUGCUUUAAUAUUAUACACAUACUGUGAUUUACUAAAACAUCUUGCCGAGUCUUCGCCUGAAGAUUCGCUGCCGGGAAAAAUCACUGCCGUGAAGAAACCGUCGAGGCAUGUUAUCUCUUCCACCCGCUCUACCUCGAUUUCGUUCUCGGGGGACUGCUGUAACGAAUUGGACUCCGAUUGCAAAAGUCUCUGUUCUUCCAAGGCUUCUUGCAGCCAUCCCCCUGAUUCUCGUCCUGACGAAGAUGAUGAUACUGGAAAGAAGGAUGUCCCAAUGUGGAUGAUUGUCCCUAAACCGGCCACUAAUUUUGUUCUUGUCAGAAUUCGGAUUAGUUUCUUGGUUGUAAUUAAAAUUCUUAAUUCAUACUCC